GCAAGAAGGUUCCUCCUGCUGCGACGAUGGGAGCGACCUCGAGCAUCGACGAUGGGCCUGCGGACCUCGAGCCCUACGACCGCCUGCGCGAAGGCUUCCGCCGCUUACUGCCGCCGGGCGCGCCUCGAGGCCAUGGCAUCGACCGCGCGACCUUCCGCUACAUGGUGCUUGCGUCCUUCCCUCGCUUCCCGCGGACGCUGGCCGAGCGCAUCUUUGACGUGCUCAACGUCGAGCACUCGGGGCUGUUGCAGCUGAGCGAGCUCCUCGCCGGCCUCGAGCUCUCUCGCGACGUCCUAUCCGCGGACGCCAAGCUGCAGCAGGCGUACCGCGAGAAGCAAUGCAAGCUCCUCUUUGGCAUCUACGACUACAACGACACGGGCUUGCUCCAGCGCGACGUCCUCGAGCGCUUUGUCAUUGUCAUCUACGGUGCUUCGACGCUGCCGCUUGUCGCACCCGCGCUCGACUUGCUCUUUGACAAGGCCGCGCUCGCGCAGGCGCCGUUCCUGACGUACGCCGAGUUCCACCGCCACUUUGAGACGCACGAUGCGUCGUUGGACUUCCUCUUCCACUGGCUGGCGAAGGUCGCGCGGCACGUCGGUCGCGGCCCCGACCCCGGGAUCGGCGCGCUGCAGUCGGCGUACAGCGUCGUCGCGAUCCGCGACCGCAUCCAAGCCGAUACGCUCCUAUCCAUUGAAGAGAUUUGCAGCCUUGAAAAGUGGUUCCAGCGCGCCCUCACCAGCGGCCAGCGCCUCGCAACGGCGGCGUUUGUUCAAAGCACCUUUGCCGCCUCUACGACGCCGACUUUUGUCGACGCCCUCAAGCGCCACCUGGGGCCGCGCCUCGACUUUUACCAGUUUUGCGUUCUCGUGUCGACCUUUGGCCGGAGCUCGACCGAUGACGCGCUGCGGUACCUCUUUCGCAUCGUCGCCGACCCGGUGCGCCAUCGAUUGGCCCACGCGACGCUCGUCUCGCUGCGCCACCCGACGAACGACUGCGACAGCUCUUCCCAUAGCGCAGACGACAUGUUGGCCGAGAACGACGACGACGACGACCUCGUCGACGAGUACACGUUCGAGGCUUUUGUCGCAAAGGCGUCGUCGUCGGUGCAGCCGCUCUUGCACGCACUGGCCAUCGCCGUCUCGUCCCAGUUCAACUACAGUGUCAAGCCGCAGACGCCCGCGAUCGAGCGCUGCAUCGUGCGCGCUCGCUGGCUCGAGUACACGGUGCCGCAGCGCUCGCACAUCUGGCAUCUCGUCGACACGGCGUGGUGGUGUGCGUGGUGCAAAUACUCGGGCUUCCACGUGCUCGAGGGUACCCGCGGCGGGUCACUGCCGUUUCCAGCUCUCCCCGCACGGGUUGUGCAGACGACGGGCCUUGACGUAUGCGACGACGACGCGUCGACGACCGAGCGGCCACCGCGCAUCAACAACUGGGCGCUGCAGCUGCGUGCCGGUAGCCGCCGGCUCCAGCCCACCAUGGUGCUCGGCCAGCAUUUUCACCUCGUGCCCGAGCCCGCGUACACGGCGUUGGUCGCGUGGUACGGCGGCGGCCCGCCUUUUGCGCGGUCGUAUGCGAUCGGCGAUGACGGACACUUGACGCUGGAGCUCUUCCCGCUCGUGCUGCGCGUCGCCAAGACGAAUUACCGCGGCGACGUGACGUUGUCAGGCGAAGAGAUUCUCGUCGGCGCGCACUCGACGACGGCGUCGAUGCUCCACGACUGCUGCCACGCGCUUGUCGUCCUGCGCGAGGCAGUGGCCAAGUCUCGUCUCUGGGCGUUCCGGCACGACCAACCCCUCGCCAAGGUGCUACUACCGCCUAAUGCGCUGCCCUACGCCCAGCUUAGCCAAGAGUGGGUCCUGCUCGUUGAAGUCCAAGACAGUGAUGGGUCCUGGCCGCUCUCCCAGCCGGAAGGCAGUCUUGACGAUAUGGCCGAGACGCGCCCGCCGGCACCCAAUGCGCCGAAAUCCUACUCGAACGGCCUCGUCGGGCUCGACAAUCUCGGAAAUACGUGCUACAUGAGCAGCGCGAUCCAGUGUUUAAGCCACUCGCGCCUGCUCAGCGACUACUUCCGCACGGGACUGUACCGCCACGACAUCAACACGCGCAAUCCGCUGGGCAUGCAGGGACGCCUCGCCGCCGCGUUUGGUCAGCUCGUGCAGCAGCUCUGGACAACGCCCAAGAAGCACUUGUCACCAUCGCCGUUCAAGGCUGUGCUCGCCAAGUACAAUAGCCACUUUGACAACGACGACCAGCACGACGCCCAAGAGCUCCUUGCGUUUCUGCUCAGUGGUCUCAGCGAAGAUCUCAACCGCGUCGUGGAGCCACCACCAGGCACGCCGAUCGCCGACAGCCACGGCCGGCGCGACGCGGACGUAGCCGACGAGUGGUGGCAGACAUUCCUUCAGCGCGAAGUCUCGGUCAUUGUCGCACUCUUUAUGGGCCAGUACAAGUCGCUGCUCACGUGUUCGCGCUGCCAUUUUGCGUCGGCGUCGUUCGAGCCCUUUACGUUUCUCCAACUGCCGCUGCCCGAGAGCACGCUGCGGCACCUCGUCUUGACGAUCAUUUUUCGGUGCGACCGACCGCCGCUGCGCGUCACGGUGCCCGUCCAGCGCAGCGGCACCAUUGCCGACGUCAAGCAGGCCGUCUUGGCCCUCGGCGUCGUCGAGACGGCCCACCUCAAUGUCGCGUGCCUCCAAGGUCGAGAAGGCGUUGUGCACACGGUCUUUGCCGAAGGCCAUAGCGUGUCGCACAUCCGUGACGACGCGCCGCUCAUCGUCUACGAAGUCGACGACGUCACCGUCCUUGAGCACUUGGCGACGCGCGAUCCGACGGCCCCGCUUCGAGUCGGCGAUGCGGUUGGCGUCCCCAGCGAUCGUGGCGGCACGCCAUCACACGCUCGCAUCACGCAAUGCAAUGCCAACGGUACGUACGACAUUGCGUACUGGACGGGCAAGCGCGACACGGGCUUGUCGCGCACACGCGUCUUGCAGUACGCGGGCAAGAGCGUGCACAUCUACUUGGUGCACCGCCGCAUGGAGCACUCGAAUGUCUUUUUGACCGACCCGUGCGUUUUGCGGCUGUUUGGGACGCCGCUCGUGCUGCCGUUCGUGCCAAGCGCCACCACGGGCUACGUCUUGUACGUGGCCGUCUGGCAACGUCUGCGUCGUAUCUUUCACUGGACCGAGCUGCCUGCGCCCCGCACGACAGCUCGCGCACCUGGCGCGCGCAGCAACGUGGCGACCGUCGCCCUCGGCCGCGGCCUCGAGGACACGGGGUUCGGGUUUUGUCUGCGGAUGGUGACCACCGAUGGGCUUGCGUGCUCGCGCUGCGACUGGCUCGAGGGCUGCCGAGGCUGCUUGGUGCCAAGCGACGACGUUGCCCACGUCCAAAUGUGUGGUCGAGAGACGCUAGCGAUCGAUUGGGACAUUGCGACCAUGACCGAAGUCUACGACAGCGGCGAAGCCAGCAAAGUUGUGGUGCAUCCGAGCUACCAUACGUACAAGGCGGUGGUCGACGCGCCAUUGAGCUUGGCAUCGUGUCUGCUCGAAUUUACGGCCAGCGAGCCCAUGGACGAGGCCUUUUGCGGCCGCUGCAAGGCGCUGUCGCCUUCCACCAAGAAGAUGGACCUCUGGCGCCUCCCGCCAUUGCUCGUGGUCCAGCUCAAGCGCUUCCAGUACACGUCGUCGUCCAAGAAGAAGCUGCGGCAGCUCGUGCAUUUCCCGCUGCGCGGCUUAGACUUGGCCGAUGUUCUCGUCAAGAAGACGCUGACACCGGGGCUCGAACAUUGGCAAUUUCUCGGCGGCAAGCUCGCGACACGCAACGAGGAGUCGAGUCCGAAUAGCAUCUACGACUUGUAUGCUGUUAUCAACCACAUGGGCGCGCUGGGCGCGGGCCACUACGUCGCCAACGUGCUGAGCGAAAGCGACAAGAAGUGGCGGUGCUUCAACGACCACCUCUGCCGCGACAUUGACGAGCGCGAUGUGGUGUCGUCGUCGGCGUACAUAUUAUUUUACGCCCGCCGAGACAUGCAGUCGCUGCCCGUGCGCCAAGUGUUUCCGCCCAACACGACAGUGAGCCCGCUCUCGGACGACGAGCUUACGGCAAUGCUCACGGAUCGGGAUGGCUCGCGUUGUACGAUUAGCUAGCUUUUUAGGAUAACCUACAGACAGAUAUGUUCCUCGGUAGUAUACAUGCACUGGACCA
Molecule: messenger RNA, 4203 nt
Organism: Saprolegnia parasitica CBS 223.65
Lineage: Eukaryota; Oomycota; Saprolegniomycetes; Saprolegniales; Saprolegniaceae
Exons: 13
Coding region: 27-4145 (1372 amino acids)
Biological process (GO): protein deubiquitination
Molecular function (GO): cysteine-type deubiquitinase activity
Source: RefSeq, a predicted model, not a curated record